UCACGCGAAUCUAGCUAUUUAAUCUAUCGUAGGUCGGAGGGAACUUUAUUUUUAAUAUAUUACAUUGAUUUUCUUUUGAGUCUACUUAGAAGUACUUUCGAUAUAUUUUUAGUAUCAAGAUUUACCGUUUUAUGCACGAAAAUUUACCUUUAAUGUGAAAAUGUUAUUUAUUAUGCGGAAACUACAAUGGCCGUGCUAUUUGAGUGUCAAUAACAAGUGUUUAGUUGUAUUGGGACUUUAAUUUGCAAUGGUUGUAUUUAAUAAUGUGACGAUGGAUACUUUUCAUCGAAGGAAAUGGCUGUUACUUUUGAUAACCAUCGUGUGGCGGAAGCUGGACCUUGUCAAUGGUCUGAAGUGUUACUGCAACAGUGAUAGUCCCAGCUGCCCUAACUCAACAUGCGAGACAGAUGGAUUCUGCUAUGCCUCAACAACAUUGGAAAAUGGAAUACAGAAAUAUUCAUACCAUUAUAGAGUGCUGGCCUUAAGGUGUAUGAACACGAGCCAAGCCUUCUAUCGAGAAGGCUAUCCAAUCAUAUGCACGCAGCCAAGAUAUUAUUGCUGUUUUAAAGAUUACUGCAAUUCUGAUGAGAUUUCCCAAGAAAUAUUAGACACAAUGGUACAUACCUCGAUCCUGGAGCCGGGCACGUCAGCGACGGCAUGGCAAGUGGUGCCGUGGCUUAUGGGUCUGAUGGUGCUCGGUGUGUGCGCCGCUAUAAGCUUCUGGUGGGCGAAGCGAUCGGGCAAGGUGAAGGAGAGAGGCUCCCGGCCGCUUUAUCCAGCUGAGGAGUCUCUGUGCGAGACGCGACAUCCGAUCACCGCCACUAUACGAGACAUGAUUGAACUUACGACCUCCGGCUCUGGAUCAGGUUUACCCUUACUUGUGCAACGAUCGAUUGCGAGACAGAUCCAACUAGUGGACAUCAUUGGUAAGGGCCGUUUCGGGGAAGUGUGGCGUGGUCGCUGGAGAGGAGAAAAUGUUGCGGUGAAAAUAUUUUCGUCAAGAGAAGAAUGCUCAUGGUUCCGUGAGGCCGAAAUAUAUCAAACUGUAAUGUUGCGACAUGAAAAUAUUCUUGGUUUCAUCGCUGCGGACAACAAAGAUAAUGGAACGUGGACACAACUAUGGCUAAUAACAGAUUACCAUGAGAAUGGGUCGCUGUUUGACUUCCUCACAUCGCGCACUAUAGACUCCAAUACUUUGAUAAAAAUGUCUUUGUCAAUAGCGACAGGAUUAGCUCAUCUUCAUAUGGAUAUUGUUGGCACUAAAGGUAAACCAGCUAUAGCGCACAGGGAUCUAAAAUCGAAGAAUAUCCUUGUGAAAAGUAAUUUGACUUGUGUGAUCGGAGAUCUCGGCUUGGCUGUGAGGCAUAAUGUAGCCAGUGACUCUGUGGAUGUGCCCUCUACUAAUAGAGUUGGCACUAAACGUUAUAUGGCACCAGAGGUUUUGGAUGAGAGUAUGGAUUCUAGACAAUUUGAUCCAUACAAACGAUCGGAUGUGUAUUCCUUUGGUUUAGUAUUGUGGGAGAUGGCACGUAGAUGUGGCGUCAUGCCGGAUGAAUAUCAACCGCCAUAUUACGACUGUGUACCUCCAGAUCCAAGCCUUGAUGAUAUGAGACGCGUUGUUUGCUUGGAGAAAAGGAGACCCAACGUCCCUAAUAGAUGGCACUCGGAUAUUGUAUUGUCUGCGAUAUCGAAGGUGAUGAAGGAAUGCUGGUAUCAGAACCCGGCAGCGCGGCUUACGGCGCUUAGGAUCAAGAAGACAUUGGCCAACAUCGACACCGCAGAUCACAUCAAACUCUAACUGCUCUCAUAAGGUCUCCUAUUCUUUAAUAGUAAUAAAAAAACCGACCUUUAAAUAUACCGCGGAAAAAUCUAGUGACAUCUCUCCAAUAAUGUACAAUCAUUAGCCUUUUAAGCUUACGAAACUACUUAUUUGGAGCUUAUUUUAGUUACUAAUUAGAUAUAAAAGUGUGUCUACAAAAUAUAUUGUCUUUUCCGCACAUUUUCGAAGUGCGGUGCCUAAAAGAAUUCUGUUGAAUUCCUUAGAAGGCGUGUUUAGGAUUCCGACCCUACCUCGUAGAUUUAUAGUCGAGUAAAUAUCACAGUGGAGCAUUUAUUGUACUAAAAAAAAAGUUAUAUUAGGGACAUUCGUUGUAGUGAUAUUGUUUUGUUACCAAGUACGUAGAUUUAAGUUUUGUUAAGGCUAUUCCGUUUAUCGUUUUAAUAUUAUUGUGCAUAUCGUAAACUAAAUCUUAGUAUGGGGGGUUUUUUUGUAAAGCUAUUUUACUGUGAUAUAAAGCAAAAAUUGCAGCUAUUCUUCACAAUUUUGCUUGUAAUCGGUUGCAAGUGUGUUUUUAUGUAUGAAGGGUGAGGUUUAGUGGAGGAUCACCAAAGCCCUAUA
Molecule: messenger RNA, 2398 nt
Organism: Papilio machaon (common yellow swallowtail)
Lineage: Eukaryota; Metazoa; Arthropoda; Insecta; Lepidoptera; Papilionidae
Gene: babo
Product: TGF-beta receptor type-1
Exons: 9
Coding region: 248-1798 (516 amino acids)
Biological process (GO): cellular response to growth factor stimulus; activin receptor signaling pathway; nervous system development
Cellular component (GO): plasma membrane; activin receptor complex
Molecular function (GO): ATP binding; activin receptor activity, type I; activin binding
Source: RefSeq, a predicted model, not a curated record